Molecule: messenger RNA, 2314 nt
Organism: Eurytemora carolleeae
Lineage: Eukaryota; Metazoa; Arthropoda; Copepoda; Calanoida; Temoridae
Product: stromal membrane-associated protein 1
Exons: 11
Coding region: 33-1424 (463 amino acids)
Molecular function (GO): GTPase activator activity; metal ion binding
Source: RefSeq, a predicted model, not a curated record
AGAGGACGAUAACAAGUAUUGUGUAGAUUGUGAUGCUAAUGUAUAUUAAAGAGGACGAUAACAAGUAUUGUGUAGAUUGUGAUGCUAAUGGGCCUAGAUGGGCUGCUUGGAACCUAGGGGUCUUUCUCUGCAUUCGGUGUGCCGGGAUACAUCGAAAUCUAGGAGUUCACAUCUCUAAAGUUAGGUCUGUAAACCUUGAUUCCUGGACUCCGCAACAGGUUUCGAGUAUGCAGAUGAUGGGGAACAGUAGAGGUAGAGCAGUUUAUGAAGCUAAUGUACCUGACGACUACAGACGCCCAACUACAGAUGCUGGGAUGGAGGCUUUCAUCAGGAACAAGUACGAGAAAAAGAAAUUCAUUGCUAAGGAGUGGGUAUCUACAGCGCCUCCAGAUCUACCUGUAGGAUGGGAUCAAUUGAUAGAGCAGGAAAGGUUGGGCAAACAGAAGGAUAUAAAGAAGAUGCCAGUGACUAAUGGAAUAAACAACAACAACAUCAGUAGUCCAGUAGUUUCGAAAUCUAUUGCUGUAAAGCCGUCAACACCCUCAGCCCCCAUACCGACCUCAAAACCUACGACAGCAGCUGCUAAACCCUCUGCUGCUGCCCCAGUUACUGGGAAUGGUUUAAGCACGGAUCUUCUCGGACUCUCCCUAGGAGAUCCUGCUCCCAGUGCAGAUCUAGAGGAUGAUUUAUUUGGAUUCUCUGGAUUUGUGUCCGCGACACCUAGUGUUACAUCUAAACCUAAUCCUUCUUCAGCUGGUCAACCUAGCUCUCAGGGUUUAGAGGCGGACUUCUUCAAUCAGAUAUCAACCCCUGGAGAAACUGGUGCUAGUGUUGUUGAUGCAUCUAAGAUGUCUAACUCUUCAAUCCUUGCCUUGUUCAGCAACAGCAGUGCUAACAACAAACCUUCCUUUCCUCAACAACAAAACCUGAUUAAUCAAGGAAAUCCCUCAGCUGCCGUUCAACUUGGGAAUCCUGGACAAUUUGGACAAAAUCCAGGACAGUAUGGCAACAAUUUUGGACAACUUGCGUCACAGAAUCAAGGUCAAGGUGCUCAGUUUCCCGCAUUUUUCCCCAACACAGUCCAAUCAGGGUUUCAGAGUGGGGCUCCACCACAGCAGUUCGGAAACCAGCAACAGCUGUUCAAUAACAAUCAGAGUGCGCAGGUCAACCCUUUCCUGGACCUGGGAUCACAAACAGCACCUGCCGGUCAAACUAAGAUGAUAACUACCUUGCCACAGAAUGUUUAUCAGAUGAGCAACCAGCUGAGUGGGAUGGGUAUGCAGACAACCCCGGGUAGGUUCCCACCUGCUCCGGUACAGGUUCAGCCGAACCUAGGGUUAUCUCCGGGUUUCCAAACCAACAUGUCGUCUUCUCCAUCUCUUCAACCUUACUCUACCGGUCUCUCUCCGUCUCUCUGGCAGUAGAAGGAGUUAUUGAAUUCUUGCUAACAAAUCCUAGUUCAAUACUUUGGGUUCCUUUUUUCAUGUUUUUACCUCAUAAAUAUUUAUUUUAGAUUAUUAAUUGGAGUUUCUUUCUUUAUCGAAUGAAUGUAAUGGUUACUUCUUAAAAAUUUUAUUCAUGGGGUUUUUGAUGAUUAUUUAAUUAUGUAUUGUUUGGAAAUCUCCGUAGAGUCCUAAUAGGUUCAGUCUCAGGGUAACUUUGAGGAGAACAGUUUUAUGACCUACUCGGAGAUCUUGUCCAACCUUAUCCGUGGCAUUAUUUCAUUAAUUAUAUUGAUAAAACCAGUUCUAAUGUGAUGUUCCCCCAAAGCUUUGAAUAAUAUGGAAUGAAAGAACAUUUUUUGAAAAGAUUAACUCAUUAGAUGUUAAUGAUAUUCCAACCUUCCGUUUGGUCGAAAUGUAAUUAAUUUCGUCCUCUUAGUCGAAUCUUCAAAUUUUCAUUGAAGAAAAUAGUCGACUAAGGAUGUUCCAAUGGCUUAAACUCGUCAAAAGAUAAUUAACUCAUUCCGUACAUUCAAAAGUUUUUAUCUCCCCUCUGUUUAACUGCACUUGAUUAUGAAUAUGUAUGGUUUCCAGUUUUUGAAGCUCUUAUCCAUCUUAAAAGUUUUUGGAUAGGAGAAGAAAUUUCCGGAAUUAUUCGGAAAGCAUCGGCAACCAAAUUCUAUGUAUAUUUGUCUUGAUGAAUCUGAAUGAAUCAUGUUUUUAUAUUUUGACAUGUACCUCUUACCUUAUCUCGGAACAUUCAGCGUACUGCACCCCUGUCAUCCGAUCAGUGUGAUAUAUUGUAAUAUGUUUGUAAACAAUGUAUUUAGUUUUAACGUUGACAAAAUAUAUCAGAGUUUAUCGUACUGUAA